CCCUAGCUCUCUCUUCGCCAAAUCCUCUUUUACAAAUCACAGAAGUUCUAAACCCUAGCUCUCUCUUCUCCAAUUUCAUCACUAAUUUCUUCCAUUUUCACCAAAUUUCACCAAAUUUCAUCAAUUUCAAAGAGGAAAAAUGCCAAGGUGCAAGAACCCUACGCGUCAAGAAUCGGCGGCGGAAGAAGGGGAGCGUCCAUGGCGUCGUGAAGGAAGCAAAUACAUCCACAUUCAGAUGGGCCUCGCCUUCAACACUGGAGCUUCCAUAGAAAGAGGUGAAAUUACCGACAACUUAGAUGAAACAUUCCAAGAUGAGGCAAUUUGGAGACAACUCGGGUUAGAUUAUCGUGACCUCAAAUUUAGAAAUUCUAGUAGCCCGAGUGUCAUUAACCUCACUUUGAUUCAACAUGUCCAACAAUACAUCUUUUCUUAUGUUUUGUUGCCCCGUGAUUCGAACCAUGGCAUUGUCAACAAGGACGAUAUUCAAUUGUUUCACGUCCUGUUGAACAAUGUCAAAUUUGAUUGGGUUCACUUCUUUCUCGUUGCACUUAGUGAUGGUACUCGCUUUUCCCAUCUUCGUUUUGCCAUCCCUGUCAUGCAUAUCCUUGCUCAUUGCAAAGUGGACCUUACUCGGGACACUCGGGUGCCGGUGAAGAAGACUUGCUUCAUCAAGGAAACCAUGUUCACCCGGACUGUCUUCCGCGAAGAGAGAACCGGCGAGCAAAAUAUGGAUUUGGUUAUUGCCGACGAAGAGGAGAACGAGAACGAAGCUGAGUCGUCUCGGGCCUGAGAAAGUUGAACCAUAGAGCGCAUCACUCAUCAACGCAGGACUCGUCCAAGAGAAGAAGCACCGAAACCUUCUUGGGUGAAGAGGAUCUUUGACACUCUCACGUGCAUUCGGGACGAUGUUCGGCAUCUCAACGAGAGGAUGACUCGUUUCGAACAAUCCAGCUCCUACCGUGGCCCGCGUCACAGCUUUAGCGGAUGAGCUUGUCCGGCGCGUUCUCUCUGAUCUUGUUGACAUUAUUUAUGUUAUGACUUUUUAUGGUACAUCAUUAAAUGCUAUUGUUUUUA
Messenger RNA from Cuscuta campestris, 1074 nucleotides. Lineage: Eukaryota; Viridiplantae; Streptophyta; Magnoliopsida; Solanales; Convolvulaceae. The record is from the annotation of a GenBank genome assembly.